AUGUUUGCAUCGAUGAAUUCUUCGUUCUCAUCCGAAGUGUAUUCAAUAGACGUUGGCGUAGAAACGGACUCGGAAAUGGAGUGGAUCACACCAGAAAUGUUAAUUUACGAAAAGAAUGCGCAGCUGAAUGCUCAAGCAUCGACUUCAUCGAUGCAACUGUCAACUAACGCUUCUCAAAAUUACACAGAUUCUCAGAGCAAUUACUCAGCGACGCCGGAUCGUCGCCAACGUCGGCGACUUCGAUCAGGGCAAACACCAAGCUGGCUCAAUCGGUCUGUGACAUCGGAUAUAGGCAAUCGAGCGCUCGAUGGAAUCGAAAGUAAUGACAAAAGAGAUAUAUCAAGCGCCUGUCAUACGGAGUACGAUAACGCCGAAUCCGAGGGCAACUGCUCAGAUUCUGAAAUGCUCGAUGGCCGUCUGGAACAGCUGAAGAAAGCUUUAAGAGAUUGCAGUCGGUCAAGUACGAGUCAGAGGAGGAAGCGUCGUCUGUGGAGUCGAACUGAUAACGGUAAUGAUGCCGAUAUCGACAGCGUUUGCUCCUCACUUGGUGCUUCUUCCAUUUUUGGCAAUCUCCGGUGGAGCAGGUCUGUUUAA
This is a messenger RNA of Gongylonema pulchrum, 594 nucleotides long. The record is from the annotation of a GenBank genome assembly. Lineage: Eukaryota; Metazoa; Nematoda; Chromadorea; Rhabditida; Gongylonematidae.